Fonsecaea erecta is the source of this 336-nucleotide messenger RNA. RefSeq lists its product as hypothetical. The transcript is spliced from 2 exons. The record is from RefSeq and is a predicted model, not a curated record. Bases 1 to 336 code for a protein of 111 amino acids. Lineage: Eukaryota; Fungi; Ascomycota; Eurotiomycetes; Chaetothyriales; Herpotrichiellaceae.
AUGGCUGAUCUGGACAAUAACGACACCAAUUUCCCAUCUCAAACCGCAGGAACCAAGGGAAAAGCUGACGAGAUGGAGUCUGAUGGUCAUGAACAAGAACACCGUAGCGCCAAACUAGUCGAAAUCAUCCCCAACGGAGACAUUCUCUUCCAAGUCGGAUGCGGCAAUGAUGCCCUGGGCAUCAAGGUUUCUGGAUUGGUCGUCAGCCUUGCCUCGGAGGUGUUUGCUCGCAUAGAUAUUCCACCACAAAGAGCUGAAAUGCGGCUAUGCAUUCCAGCAUUGAAGCCGUGGACUGUGACGAAUAUCUCGAGCGCCAUUGAGGAAAUUGACGGAUAA